Messenger RNA from Eutrema salsugineum, 1082 nucleotides. Its product is annotated as peroxygenase 1. The coding region runs from base 91 to 828 and encodes 245 amino acids. Lineage: Eukaryota; Viridiplantae; Streptophyta; Magnoliopsida; Brassicales; Brassicaceae. Gene Ontology annotation, molecular function: monooxygenase activity; calcium ion binding. The transcript has 6 exons. The record is from RefSeq and is a predicted model, not a curated record.
ACACGCACACAUUGCACUCUCACUCAAUUAGUUUUAUUAAAAAAAAACACAUUGCACUCAAUCUAGAGAGAGAGAGAGAGAUAAAGAGAGAUGAGUACGACGACAGAGAUGAUGGAGAGAGACGCAAUGGCUACGGUGGCUCCCUUUGCUCCGGUCACUUUUCAUCGCCGUGCUCGUGUUGACAUGGAUGAUAGACUUCCUAAACCUUAUAUGCCAAGAGCACUGCAAGCACCAGACAGAGAACAUCCGUACGGAACCCCGGGACAUAAGAAUUACGGACUUAGUGUUCUUCAGCAACAUGUCGCCUUCUUUGACUUAGAUGAUAAUGGCAUCAUCUACCCUUGGGAGACCUACUCUGGACUGCGAAUGCUUGGUUUUAAUAUCAUUGGGUCGCUUAUCAUAGCCGCUAUAAUCAACCUGGCCCUGAGCUAUGCUACUCUUCCGGGAUGGUUACCUUCGCCGUUCUUCCCUAUAUACAUACACAACAUUCACAAGUCAAAGCAUGGAAGUGACUCAAGAACAUAUGACAAUGAAGGGAGGUUUAUGCCGGUGAAUCUUGAGUUGAUAUUUAGCAAAUAUGCGAAAACCUUGCCAGACAAACUGAGUCUUGGAGAACUAUGGGACAUGACAGAAGGACAACGUGAUGCAUGGGACAUUUUCGGAUGGGUCGCAUGCAAAAUAGAGUGGGGAUUGUUGUACUUGCUAGCGAGGGAUGAAGAAGGGUUUUUGUCAAAAGAAGCGAUUAGGCGGUGUUUUGAUGGCAGCUUGUUUGAGUACUGCGCCAAGAUCUAUGCCGGUAUCAAUGAAGAUAAGACUGCUUACUACUAAAGGUAUCCUACAGUGAAGUAAAUGAUCUUAGCCGCUUUAGGCUGAUAAUAGAUCUAUGCGAAGCUUCUGCCUAAAGUAGCCGUUUUAGAGAAUUUACCAGUACAAUGAGAUAUAUGUUUUCUUUGUUUGUCAAAAUCUGUAAGGUAUAAGUAUAAGUUGCAGCUCUAUAGAAAAGCUUCUAUGUGGAGUAGUAUAUGUUUUGUUCGUUUCUGUUUGUACCAGCCUUUUUCAGUUAUUUUCAUUUCAAAAUGCAA